Molecule: messenger RNA, 1062 nt
Organism: Rasamsonia emersonii CBS 393.64
Lineage: Eukaryota; Fungi; Ascomycota; Eurotiomycetes; Eurotiales; Trichocomaceae
Exons: 4
Coding region: 1-1062 (353 amino acids)
Source: RefSeq, a predicted model, not a curated record
AUGUCGCAAGCAGAAUACCCCCCUCCUCCCUCCUCCCAGGGAUCAGAAUUUCCUCCAUUUCCCCCUCCGCCUCCCCCCCUAACCUCUCCGGGUUUUCCUCCUGUGACUUUCAGCCCUCCGCCUCCGCAAUCCCCUCCUCCCCAGAACGCGUAUCCUGCCCCGGAAAGUCGACCCGCUACGACGAGUCCACCGCCACAGGCCCAGCCCAAUGGACGACCUGCCGCCAUCAAUGCCGCCCUGGCGGCCUCGUAUGAGAAGGCUCCGUUGGGUUCGCCCAUGAUAUCGCCGCCCCCCAUGUCUCCUCCGCCGACGGGCAAGAUGGAACAGUACCCUGGGGGUGCGCCGGCAUAUGGCAAAUUCACCGGAGUGACGUCGACGAAUGCCGACGAUGUCGGGACGUUCAAUGGCGGUAGCUACCGGAUCAGUCAUCGGGAUAGCAAUUCGCUCUUGACGAUCCAGUUGGCGAUGGGGUGUCCGAUCGUCGCGAAGCCUGGUGCCAUGAUCGCCAUGUCCACAACAAUCACGCUCAAGGGCUCCAUCAAGAUCAGUCUGAAGAAGUUUAUCGCGGGCGGAGAGAUGGCCCACUCUACGUACACCGGCCCCGGCGAGCUGCUGCUUGCCCCGUCCGUGCUGGGCGACAUUGCCGUUCUGCGUUUUACCGGCUCAGAGACAUGGAAGGUGGGCAGGGAUGCCUUCCUGGCAGCGACGAGCGGCAUCAACAAGGACUACCAGGCCCAGGGGCUGACCAAGGCGAUGUUUUCGGGAGAGGGUCUAUUCGUCUACAAGAUGACAGGGACGGGCUUGGUGUGGAUACAGAGCUUUGGUGCGAUUCUCAAAAAAGAUCUCGUCGAAGGCGAAGAGUACUACAUCGACAAUGGCCACCUCGUAGCCUGGAACUGCAAGUACAGGAUGGAACGCGCAGCCUCAGGCGGGAUCAUCUCCGGACUCAGUUCCGGCGAGGGACUGGUCUGUCGCUUUACGGGUCCAGGAACGGUGUACUUGCAGACGAGAAACAUUGGGUCGUUUGCAGCCCAUAUUGGGGCUAGUACUGCCAGCGGAUGA